AUGGGAAACAAACAUACCAAGAGUGGUCUGAUGGCCAUCUCGCGUGCAUCUGUUGAAGGACAACCUCCUGGCAUCUAUAAAGACUACAUGACCACCAACACCACCACGAAUAACAACAACAUCAAUAAUACUAAUACUUCCAUGAAAUCCAACAAUAACAACACGACAACUAACGGUCAAAAUAAUUCAUCACCAAGAAUUACACAACUAAAUGAUGAAGUCUCUCAAUCAAGUUCCAAUGUAGCAGGAAAUUCUGACUUGAUGGAAUCAAUCACAUUCUCGAAUUUACCAACGGCUGUGUUUGGAGUGGAUCUUGCAACAGCCGUUCAGAGGAGUUGUAAAUUAUUGAUCAAGACCUAUGUUCGUGAGAAGAGAACGGAACAUUUGUCGUCAAAUCAACAACAAGAUCAAAACAGCCACGACUCUACUUCUACAACGACUAACAACCAUGAUAACAAUCACUCAAGCACUCUCACUCCACCUGUUGUUGAAAUGAAUUCCCCAUCCUCCAUAAGCACGUCUACCACGUCUACCACUUCAACCACCAUCACAACAACUUCAUUCCGUCAUCCAGAGGAACCCUCACAAGAAGAAUUGGAAUUCAUUGAAACGGUGAAUCAACAUUUAGAAACACUCUAUAUACCCGAUGUGAUCAAACAAUCGCUACGUUUUCUCAACUCGUAUGACUCUCUUAUUGAAAAGGGUAUUUACCGCAUUCCUGGCGAUACGAAACGAGUGAAGGACUAUCGAGAUUGUUUUAAUCGAGGGGAGAGUGUGGAUUUUCUUGGAGAUAAUACAGAAAUUGAGAGGAAGAAACAAUUAGAUAAAGAGAAUGGGAAAAUAAUGGUCGAUGCUUGUCAUCAUGGUAUAAAACAUGAUGCACUUGAUGUGGCUGGUCUUGUAAAACUCUACCUUCGUGAAUUGCCAGGAGAAACCCUGCUCUUCACACCACAAACUGCAGCAGAAUUUACUGUAUCAUUCCUGAAAAAUAUAGUGAACGAAGAGGAUAAAGUGGCCUCUGUCAAACGUUCCAUAGGACGACUACCUAGAGCUAAUAAGGACACAUUGCAAGCGCUUGCAGAACAUUUUAGACUUGUAACAAAAUAUGAGAAAAAGAACAAAAUGUCGAUUGAUAACUUGAUCAAGUGUGUUUGCGGAACGUCACCUUUUGUAUCAUCCAUUUACAUCAUGGUUCAAUACUAUGAUGAAAUUUUCAAAUCAGAACCAAAUAAGUCACAUGAUGAAGAUCCAAACUCUUCCAAAAAUUUGGAAUGGCUCUUGAUUGCACAAGAGCGACAAAUGGCCAAUAUUGGAGGAAACAAUAAUUUAUCAAAUGAAGCUCUCGCUGGAAAAGCCAUGAAUGCACGAGAGAGCAGAAGAAAAUCCUACUACCAGAGACAACAACGAGAGGCAUCUGAAACUACUCCAACCACAGACAAUAGUGAUUUUCUUGUAAAUAGCCCAGUCACGAGUGUCGGCCUCAGUGGUGAAAUGGACUCAAUCACACAAGUGUUACUUCGAAUGAAGAAGGAAAAAUCAGAUCAUCAUUCUCAAAAUCAUGACUCUACAACAACCACCGAUGAUAGUAAUCAAACAUCAUCACAACACGAUGUAAAUUCAAAUUCAACGGAACUUUCCUCAUCCAUUGUGGAAUGUCAAUAG
Messenger RNA from Naegleria fowleri, 1662 nucleotides. RefSeq lists its product as uncharacterized. The coding region runs from base 1 to 1662 and encodes 553 amino acids. The transcript is spliced from 4 exons. The record is from RefSeq and is a predicted model, not a curated record. Gene Ontology annotation, cellular component: cytoplasm. Gene Ontology annotation, biological process: regulation of GTPase activity; signal transduction. NCBI's taxonomy places the organism in Eukaryota, Heterolobosea, Eutetramitea, Acrasida, Naegleriidae.